UGUAUGAGUUGUCAGGAAGAAGAAACAAUAGAGGUUUUUAGGCCAGAGCCGAGAACGCGACCCAUGGGCGAUGAAUGAUGCUGCUGCGCGAGCGAAGUGUCCGCAGGUGACUCACCUGCGCGAACCGGUCGCGUGCCCGCGCUUAUACGAGUCAUGCAGAAUACAGUCCUCGUACCCGGAGCAAUGAGUAAAGAAGCAGGAUACGGAUCAGGAAUGGAAGAGUAGCUGAGUACACCUGAUCCGUGCAUGCCAUGGGGAACUGCUGGGCUCAAUGUUUUGGGCUCUUUAGAAGGGAAGCAAACAGGAUACAAAGAGGAGGAGGGUCUAAGUACUUCAGAAGUACCACUGCUGGGGAACAUUAUACCAUUGAGUUUGAGAACCUUGUGGAGAGCGACGAGGGUGAGAGCUCGCAAAGCUGCCCCAGACCUAUUAGCGAAGAGGAGAUCAGCCACUUGAAAGAACAACGCUAUGCUGCCAUCACAGACCAACAAGCUCUGAUCGACAAAAAGCUGAAUGCUGAGUUAGUGGCAGAAGAGGAGAAGUUAAGGCUAGAAGAGGAGGCUGUUUUUGCAGCCCAGCGCGAGGCAGCGCGGCUCGCUAAGGAACGAAAGCUAAAGGAGGGGAAGCAGCAACCGCAGAGGACCAAACCCAGAUCAGAACCAGAGAGCAAUGACCCUCGGCACAAACCCAAAGCGUCGGAUGGAGAGUUCGAGGUGUACCUGCAGAGUGUGAAAGCUCAAUCUGAAGCAUUUCGCGGAAACAGACUCAGCUCUGAGACGAAUGUGGUGACCCCAAACACCGAGAGCAGCUGGGACUUCACCAGUAAGACUGACGCCACAUCACUGGACCUGGAGUGGGAGGAUGAGGAGGGAAUGAACCGAAUGGGUCCUGCGUGGGAGCGUUCCAAAACAGAGGAGGACAUUUUACGGGCGGCGCUCCGUCCUGGCGGGAAACAGCUGGACAGCGGCCCCACCUCCACCUCUGAGGACUCCAACGCUCUGGAGUGGGAGAACGACUUUGUCAGCGCACAUCCUGAGGACAACGGUGACCAUGGCGAUGAGGACUUUGAGGGAUUUGUUAAUCCAGUACUGGACACGCCCACUGAGGAGGCAGAGCAUAAGGCCAGCUCUGACCAGCAAGAGAGAUAGUGUACGGCAAGAGACAGUGAGACUACAGCAAUUUCAAAUGCCUCAUUCCAAUUCAGUGUGAUGUGUCUGCGGACGGUCAGUUCAAAUUUAUGUAUUAAAUGAAAUUCCUAAUUCUCAGUGUGAGAGAAAAUACAAGGAACAGAAAUGCUUUUUAUGGUUUGUACUCUGUCAUUGGGUGAAUAUCAUGAAAAUCGUCAUAAUUUAUCCCAAAAAAAAACCAUUUUUUUAUAUAUAUAUAUAUAUAUAUAUAUAUAUAUAUAUAUAUAUAUAUUAUAUAGCUUGCUAGCAUUGACAUUCUCACCACUUUGGUGUAUGUUUUAUUUUGAUGUAAUUUUUAUUUUCAGUAUUUUUACUGAUGUCUGUAUUAUAUGGAAGCUUGUUUCUGCCACUAAAUAAAAAACUAAAAAGGUAAUUGUGACUUUUUAUCUCACAAUUCUGACAUUAUAACUCUCAGUUGCGAGUUAUUUUCUCACAAUUUUGUCUUUUCUCAGAAUUGAGAUAUAAACUAACAAUUGCGAGAAAUAAAGUCAGAAUUGUGAGAUAUAAACUUGCAAUUCUCACUUUUUUUUUUUUUCUCUCUCGCAAUUCUCACUUUUUCUCACAAUUGCGUGUUAUAAAGUCAGAAUUGCAAAAUAUAUACACGGAAUUCUGAGAAAAAUCUUUUUUCCUUAGAACUGGACUUUAAUUCGGAAUUGUGAGUUUAUAUAACAAUACUGACUAUAACUCGCAAUUUUGAGUUUAUAUAACACAAUACUGACUAUAACUCACAAUUUUGAGUUUAUAUAACACAAUUCUGACUUUAUAACUCGUUAUAACUCAUGCAAUUCUGAGGAAAAAGAAGUCAGAAUUGUAAGAUAAAAAGUCGCAAUUACCUUUUUUUUCUUUUAUUCAGUGGUGGAAACAAGCUUCCAUAGUAUUACAAUAAAAAUACUGUGAUACAAGAAUUUCAAACUUUUAAAUCAGCAUAAAUUAGAGUCGAUACAAUAAAUGCAGCCAUGAUGUAUAUAAAUUACUCAAUUUAAAUGUGGCUUCUUUUUUUGCAUUAUGGUAAUGAGAAGUGGGUGGGAAAUGUGCUCAGUGGUCACAAUCUUUAUGGAUCUAACAGAAUGCUUCAUUUUCUUUAUGCAAAAUAUAAUUUCUUUUGGGAUGAAAUAUGACCUGGACAUGUUCGUGACCGGUUUCAUGAGAUUCACUCUAUUAGGUCACAGAUUCAUUACGAUUUGUGUACCAUGGGUUAAUUUGCUCUGGUUUUGAAUAAUUAGAUGCAGCUCUAAUUUAUUUUUAUUCGUUUCAUUUGAUAACUGGGUGAGAAAUGUCUUGCGUUCGUUCAGCCUUAUUUCAUAAGUUUUCAUUAAAGAACUGAAUCAAGUGCAAUUUUAGAAGAUGAGGGACAUUUCUCAAAAGCCACAAAUGUUUUCCAGAACCAUCAUAAUUUUUCUUUUGCAUGGUUAAUAUGAUAACACUCAUAUCAGACAUUAUGUGGUAUAACAGAUGUGUGACUGUCAGGGAAUGGUAUGAUGCAUAUGAGAUACUAGACAGUUUGAAGCAAAAGACCUUUUGACUACAAUUUUUCUUCCUUAAGUAAACAAAAUGCAUUGGAACACAUUUAAAUUCCAUAAGUGCUUUUGAAAUAGUCACUGAUUAUCUACCUGUAUGUGUCUGUGGGUCAGAGGGUUUCUGGUCGACACUUCUUGGAAAUAGCUAGUGUAAACAGCCAGCUCUUUAAACUCAGAUCCAAAAUGGAUCAGAAAGAGGGAAAAUACUUCAUGGUGUAACAUGGAUCGUCAUAUUCUACCUCUGGUUUUGAUAAUCCUGAUGUUAUUGAAUGAAUUCAUGGUGUCUUACUGUAUCUAAAAAAUGAUCAAUGAUUUGGUGUGCGUAUCUUUUGGGAACAUGUACAAGUUGUUUCACAAUGAAGUCAAAGAAAUAUUAUUUCGCACAAAGAAAAUAUGGCAUGUUUUUGGCAUAGAUUGUGACAAUAUUUUCAUGAAUUCUUAUUCUAUAUAUAACAUAUUAUUGUUUUUCCUGUGAUGUGAAAUGUCUCAUUUCACAAAAUCACAAUGGCCCAAAAAUAUGCUUAUAUUUUCUUUUAUAAUAUGAUAUUAUUAUUUUUUUCUUUCCGAUUUAAUUUUGGGGUGAAAUAUGACCCAAACAUAUUUUUGUGACCAUACAGACACCAUAUUAAGAUUUUAUAUAUAUAUACUUUAUCAUUUAAUUUUAUUUUAAAAGAGGCUGUGAGGGAUAGAUGUCUUUACAUUGGCGCAACAAAACUUAUAUUGAGUUUUUGUUGAUUGAAAGUUUUUCUCAGAAAGACAUUUUGUCAGCUGAACAAUCGAAUUGUUGUUAAACAAUACGGUCCAUUAAACGCACUGUAUUUCUAUCCCUCAGAGCCUUGUUUUUAUUCCUGUCAAAAAUUAAAUAUGGCGUCUAACCUGACUAAGGUCUACAGCGGAACAUCAAGGGACUUAAUUGCUAAUGGUAUUAGCAUCUUGUUUUUUUUUUUUUUCUGUCUGCCAUUAACAGGAUGAACAACCUCUUCCAUUGACCCCCAUAAUUCCCUCAAAUUCUGAAUUGAACCUAAUGCUUUUAAAUGUUUUCAUGAAUUCUGAUCUGUAUAUAAUGGAUUGUAAAGCAGACACUAAAGGCCUUUAAGAGUAGUGGAGACUCGAGUCUGACGCGACGGCGUCUGUAAUCUAGUUGUAGGUCUCUGAGGACUGAUGUGUAGAACAUCAGCGCACACAAGAGCUUCUGUACAGCACAAUCAUGUCAUGUUAUUUUCUUAUUGUACCAGCACACCUCAAAAGAAAUGUAUUCAUGUCAUCAGAAUGUAAAGUAUGUAUGAUUAAUGCAGUGUUUGUUGUUGUUUCCCCCCCCCCCCACCCCUCUUCUUUUGAGUCUGUUGACCAUGUAACUCGUCCUGUUUGAAGAGUUUGGGAGCACAUUUGCAAAGAUACAUGAAUGUUUGUCCACCAGUAGGAAUUAAAUAGGUACAAGUGAUUGUAAAUAACAUGUAGCUGGUCUGUGAAAUGAUGACAUUUGAAAAUGCAGCCCCAUCUGUGUGUUUAUGGUGGCAUAUUUAUGUAAAUGACCACAGGGUUAGUAGCUUUAACUGAUUCCCAAAUGGAAACACUGUUACCAGGCCUUAUUUUGCAUUAUGAGAAGUGUGUAUUGAAAUAAUAUUGGCUGUUCUCAAUUUAAGGAAAAUAAAAUAGAUGCUGAACAUUCCAAGAAAGGCUCUGGAUUCACAUUUCCAAAGCGCUUCCCAACUCUUCAACAGCUUAAACUUGCACAAUUUGUUGAGAUGUUUCCUUGUGUUGGAGGAACUUUAAAUUUCUUUUUACAAUUCUGAUUGUUUGUGAUGAACCUGUCAUAAUUCAGAUGAACUGAACGUAAUUACUGUUUUUAUUAUCCAAUCUACAGAACAUAAGACCUCGGGUUAGAUCUGACUGCUAAUAAACAAAUAGUGAUAUUA
Molecule: messenger RNA, 4620 nt
Organism: Ctenopharyngodon idella (grass carp)
Lineage: Eukaryota; Metazoa; Chordata; Actinopteri; Cypriniformes; Xenocyprididae
Gene: ap1ar
Product: adaptor related protein complex 1 associated regulatory protein
Exons: 10
Coding region: 252-1148 (298 amino acids)
Biological process (GO): negative regulation of substrate adhesion-dependent cell spreading; regulation of Arp2/3 complex-mediated actin nucleation; negative regulation of cell motility
Molecular function (GO): AP-1 adaptor complex binding
Source: RefSeq, a predicted model, not a curated record